Vitis riparia (riverbank grape) is the source of this 3135-nucleotide messenger RNA. Its product is annotated as probable ADP-ribosylation factor GTPase-activating protein AGD14. NCBI's taxonomy places the organism in Eukaryota, Viridiplantae, Streptophyta, Magnoliopsida, Vitales, Vitaceae. Bases 354 to 2558 code for a protein of 734 amino acids. Gene Ontology annotation, molecular function: GTPase activator activity. The record is from RefSeq and is a predicted model, not a curated record. The transcript is spliced from 14 exons.
CCUUUCGACACCCCUGACUGCCGCUCCUCCGCUUAAUCCGGCGUCGUUUUAUUCUCAGUUUCUCAUCACCCCUCUCUCUCUCUCUCUCUCUCUAAAAACCAAGCACUCCACAGUUCGCUCUGCUGUACUCUCUUCGUCUCACUUAUUCUCUCUAAAAUUCCAUGAAAAUUCAUGCUCUGGUGGUGAGUCAUCUCCGUGCGGAGCCAAUUUCUAGGGUUUAAUGAACGAAGUCGUUUUGAAGUCUCCGAUCCCUUUCCGAUGACAAUUGUUCGGUUUUCGUGCAGUUCGUGGUGUGCUUCGUAGAGAGUUCGUUUUUGGUUUUACUUAAUUGGAAGUGGGAGAAUUUGUGAAGAAUGGCGAAUCGGAUGAAGGAAGACGAGAAAAACGAGAAGAUUAUUCGUGGACUUCUGAAACUUCCCGGUAAUCGGAGAUGUAUCAAUUGCAACGGUCUGGGACCACAAUACGUCUGCACAAAUUUCUGGACAUUUGUUUGCACAACCUGCAGUGGAAUACAUCGGGAGUUCACACAUAGAGUGAAAUCUGUGUCGAUGGCUAAAUUUACUUCUCAAGAAGUUACUUCCCUUCAAAAUGGGGGGAAUGAGCGUGCAAAGGAAAUAUAUUUAAAAGACUGGGAUCAACAACGCAAUUCUUUCCCUGACAGCAGUAAUGUUGAUAGAUUGCGAGACUUCAUUAAGCAUGUUUAUGAGGACAGAAGGUAUACCGGUGAGAGGGGCAGUGACAGGCCUCCAAGGGUAAAGAUGGCUGACAGGGAGGAUUCCUUUAAACAGCGUAGUGCUUCUCAGAGCCCACCUUCUGAGGAUACAUAUGAACGGAAUUAUGGUGAAAGGUCUGGGCUUGGAGGACGAAAUGAAGACAGAAAUUUUAGAUAUAAUUAUGAGGGAAGAAGUCCUGGGUAUGAUCAAGACAAGCAAAAAUAUGGUGAUUACAAGAGAAGUCCAGCUCAGUUUGAGGCAGGCGAUGAUAGAUAUCGGGAUGAUAGAUCUGGAAGUAGGAGAUCUGAAGACAACAAGUUUCCGGGUGGGGAACCUAAGCCGGAGGGCAGGUCGCCGAGUUAUCAAAAGGAACUGGGUUCUUCCAGUCCACCUGUGGUGCGUCCUGUACGAGAUAUUUUAGGAGAGAAUAUUCCACCACUUCGAAUAGGUGAACCUCCAAAAUCAAAUGGUGGCAGGGCUCCUGGUGGUUCUAUACAGACCCAGAGGACUGCAUCAUCUAGUAGCAUGGGAUCUAUUGAUGGGAAUCCAGUUGAAUUUAAAAGCCCAAAUCUAGGAAGCCUUAUUGACUUCACCAGUGAUCCUGAGCCUCCUAAUGCUGCCACUGCAACACAAACACAACAACCUGCAGCAUCUACAGUUCAAACAUUCACACCACCAACAAACUCAUCUUUUGGUGGCGACAACUGGGCAUCCUUUGAUUCUCCUGUUCAAGAGAAAGGUUUGCAGGUUGCAUCAAAUGCAAACACACUGGACUCAGUUGUGUCGCAACUAUCAGUUCCAGCAGCAUCACCUGCAGGAAACAUGAUGUUACAGGCUAGUGGUACUGUGCUCAAUGCAAGUAUGGAAAGCAUGUCAAAGUUAUCCAUUGGUAAUGUUGCUGUUGCUACACCAGUGAAUAUAUCAAUUUUGCAUCCCGGUGGCAGUGCUGCUGUUCCUGCAGCUGCCCCUGCAGGCAAUGUAUCAUCUAUGGCUGUCAGUGGUGGCAAUUCCUUUAUCAGUUCCAAUGAUGUGCAGCAGUGGCCACGUGUGCAGCAGCCUCAGCAUUCUCUAUUCCCCAUCAAUGAUAAUCAAAUUACUGCACAACCAACCAAUAUCUCAGUUGGUGGUGGUUCAAACAAUCAGAUAUGGAGUUCAUCGCUUGUGUCAAAUGUGCAAGGGUCUAUGAGUACUCCAACUUUGCCAUCAUCUCAAUCUUCCUCAAAGCUGAUUCAAGAUACCAGUUCUGGAGAAGUAUCAAAGGCACCUCUGGAAGCAAAAUCUGUUGGAAGAAAAGCACUCCCUGAGGACCUUUUUACUGCAACUUAUACAUCAGUUCCUGGGUGGCAGGCAGUUCCACCUCAUGGGAUGGGAUUUGGCAUGCAAUAUGCAAUGUUGCAGCGUGCACCAACUUUUCCCCAAGCAUCAAGAUCCAUAAAUCCGUUUGAUGUCAACAGUGAAGCAGCUCUAGUUCAAGCACCAAUGUUUCCAUCCAUGGCACCUUUGCAAGGAGCACUACCAAAUGCCUCAGCUCCAACUGGUUUAUUGCGACCUUCUAGCCUUGGUACCCCAAUGCAUCCUCAAUGGGUGCAAUCACAAACACAGGCGUAUGCAUCAUCAAUGCCCCCCCAACCCCUACCUUAUGUUUCAGGAAUGCCUCAAAGUAUGUACAUGGGGCAGCAAAUGCACAGCAAUCUGCCACAUCCAGGACAUCAAGCCGUUGGGGGUUUUGGCAGAGAUGGAGCGGCUUUUGGUCCCUCGAACAUGAAUCAGCAACUGGGUGGCAGAUUCUCUGCACCUGCAACUCCAAAUUCUUUUUCGUCCAUCGGUGGAAACCCAUUUGGUUAACCUCAAGGAAUAAGGCUAAUGCUGUUCAGGUUCUUCUAUUGCUUGUAUCAACAUUUGAAGAAGUUUGGUUGGUAUCGACUGAAAAAGAUUAGAGCAAGGUUAGUUGUAUAAUGGGAAACUUAUGUGACUCCCUGGCCAUGAGAAAUUUUGAAUUGGCCAUGUAAAUUUGUGUGAACAUAGGCGACCUGUCAAAAGGAGAAGAAAAAAAAAAAAAAAAAGGAAAAAAAAAAAAGGGAAAGGGAACUAAGGUUGAAAUAUUGUGCCUUGUUCGAAAGGGCCGUAUGAGGCUCUAGGGAAACCCCGAUUUUCCUUUCUCUGUGGUUGUGGUGGUGGUGUUAGAUUUUAUGGUUACAAAUAGUUUACCCUUUGUGUGUGGAUAUAUAUGUGCUGCGUGUCCCCCUUUGUUUGUAUCCAUUAGAUGUUAUUUGUUUUGUAAUUUUUGUAAAAGAUGAUCUCACAUUUGCUUCUGCAAUCGUGGGUCUUCACUUGUACCUCCUCUCUGUAGUUGUGAGAUUGGUGUUUAUAUUCAUAGAUAGUGAAGUAUAAAAAUUAUAAACAUGUAUUUAGAUUGUGUUAA